AUGGAUACCAGAAGCACACUUCUUUAUUCCGAUCGCCAUGGGUUAGGCUUAGGGUAUAGUGCCGAGUCCGGUAUAUCAGAGGAAAGCCAUGUCAAAACCAAGUCUAUCAUAGAAGGAGAAACGGUCAUCUCGAUCGCAGAGGCACCACCAACUCCACCCCAAGAUGACGAUCUUAUGGAACAGGUGGCCGCUCAGUGUCGUUGCGGAGUGGAAGAGCUAGAAGAUGUGUAUUCAUGUACUGCGCUUCAGGAAGGGAUGAUGGCAACGACUGUGAAAGACCCGACUGCUUAUACGGUGGAGUAUGAGUUUCACCUUGCGGCGGGCAUUGAUCCCAAACGUCUCCAAGAGGCGUGGAAUCAGACUGCGCAGGCCAAUCCCAUUCUUCGAACGCGAAUCGUUCCGACCAGCAACCGCGGCGUAAUUCAAGCUGUCGUUAAAGGGGCAAUCCCGUGGCAGGAACAAUCUGACGACGAUGGUAUGCCCAGUGUCAGGAACAGCGUGGCUUGGCAGGCAGGCGCACCUCUGGUCUACUUAACACGAAACCUAACAAAGCAUACUUUGACUAUGAUGAUCCACCAUUCUAUCUGCGAUGACUGGUCGAUCGCACUGGUUCUGCGUCAGGUAGACGAGGCAUAUCGAGGCCGAGAAUUAAUUUCCCGUCCUUUCCGACCCUUUGUUGAAUAUGUCCAAUCCACUCGCAGAGAAGCAGACGCAUUCUGGCAAGAACAGUUUCGGGAUGCGCACCAAACUUCCAUGACGUCCUUUCCUCAUCUCCCAACUACUGGAUACAUUGCUCGGCCAACAUGCCAGGUCGAAAAGACUUUCGAGAUUAAACCAAGCUCUGGCGCUGGCUUCACGGUCAAUACCAAGCUACGUCUGGCCUGGGCAGUGCUACAAUCUCUCUCCACAGGUUCUGAUGACGUGCUAUUUGGUACCGUGAAUUCUGGCCGGGGAGUGUCAGUUCCUGAGGUCCAGGAACUGAGCGGGCCUGCGGUCGCCACAGUGCCAGUACGCAUCCGUUUAUCUCCAAAAGAUACAGUGGCUGAGACCCUCGCAAUUGUACAAGAGCAAUGGGCAGCCGCAAUGGAAUAUGAACAAGUUGGAUUGCAGAAUCUACUUCAUCUUGGUCCAGGCCCUGAAGCGGCUUGCAAAUUUCAGACAUUGCUAUCUGUGGAACCACGCGACGGCCAUCAAUUGCCCUCAUUAUUCUCUCGAUAUCAAUCAACGCAGAGGAAUUAUGACCUCUUUGCGUUGGUUCUUCGAUGUCGCCCUUCUAGUAGCGCUUUAUGGAUUGAGGCGCGUUUCGACCCGGGGGUAGUAGAUAUUCGGCAAAUCGAACGGACUCUCUCUCAACUGGCCCAUAUAUACGAACAAAUUGACGAAGAGUCCGACUUACCGCUCGCUGAAAUUGAUCCAGUAAGCUCCGAGGAUCGAGAGGAAAUGGCACGGUGGAACAAGACUUCGACCACUCAAAGCACCCCGCCAUGUGUGCAUGAGCUGAUUCGUCAGCGGACAGAACAGCAGCCACAAGCACUUGCGAUUAACAGCUGGGAUGGUGACUUUUCGUAUCUCAGGCUGGACGAAGUAUCAUCUGCCUUGGCUGUUGAGCUAUUGCGGCAAUCUAUUUGCAGUGGCAUGUUCGUGCCUAUCUGUCUAGGCAAAUCAAAGUGGACAGCAGUGACCAUGCUUGCGCUGAUGAAGGUCGGCGCUGCGUUCGUGCUGCUGGAUCCGUCAUAUCCUGUGUCUCGUAUGCGCCACAUGUGUGAGAGUCUGAAGGCAACUUUGAUAGUGACUUCGAAAGCCAACAUUGGUGUGGCAUCUCAGCUGAAUGUGGCAACGACCUUGAUGGUCGAUAGCCUCAAUCUGGAGGAGUCUAGCACAGUUCCUGCUCCCUCAUCAUCCAUCUCACCAUCUGAUCCGAUCUAUGCUACAUUCACAUCUGGGUCUACGGGUCAUCCUAAAUGUGUGAUAGUUCAUCACGCUGGCUAUGCAUCCAGCUCCUUGGCACAUGGAAAGCCAUAUCACUUUGCAGAAGACUCGCGAGUUUUGCAAUUUGCAUCGCCGGCAUUUGAUUCAUGCAUCAUCGAGCACCUCUCUACGUUGAUUAGGGGAGGUUGUGUGUGUAUCCCCUCCUCUGCAGAUUGUUCAAGCCGACUCGCAGAAGCGAUGAACGAAUUCGCUGUUAACGUGGCCUGCUUAACACCAACUGUCACUCGAAUCCUGAAUCCAAAACUUAUGAGAACUCUGAAAGUUUUGGCAUUUGUCGGCGAGGCCGUAUUGUCAAGCGAUGUGGCCCGCUGGAAAUCGCAUGUACAGGUCUGCAACGCGUAUGGCCCUGCUGAGUGUUCGGCAGUCUUCAGCGUUCAGCCCCAGCUUCGCUUAGAGGAUCCAGCCAAUAUUGGAUUCCCCACUGGAGGUAUUGGCUGGGUUGUCAACCCCGAGAAUCAUAACCGUCUCAUGCCUUUGGGGUGCCCCGGUGAGCUGGUGAUUGAAGGAGUGAUUGUCGGCAACGGAUAUCUGGCAAAUCCCGAGCAAACAGCGAAGGCCUUCAUUGAUGCCCCUCCUUGGCGAAGACAAUUUGGAGGCGUACCACUUCGUCCAUUGUAUAAGACUGGAGAUCUGGUGCAGCACUCGGGAGAUGGCAGUUUCCGGUAUCUCGGCCGCAAGGACACACAAGUAAAACUUCACGGCCAAAGGUUGGAGUUGGCGGAUAUUGAACAUCAUCUCUGCCAGGCGUUUCCUCUGGCGGAGCACGCCGUUGCAGAGAUGCUUCGGUCAUCCGCGAACGACGGGCGCCCAGAGGCUCUUCUCGUUGCUUUCAUCUGUUUCCCUUCAGCAUCAAUAUCAAAGGAGGAAAUGCAAGGCGAGGAGCUGCUUUUGCUCCCUAGUACGGAAUUUCGGGCAGCAUGCGCCGUGGCCGAGUCUCGCUUAUCCGAAGCCCUUCCAUCUUUCAUGGUACCUGCAGUCUUCCUCCCAGUCUCUCAUAUUCCUGUGACAGCAUCCGGCAAGACAAACCGACGUGGGCUCCGGGAACAGGUAGAACGUCUGUCCUGGGAAAUGAUGCAGGAAUAUCGAGUGGCCCAAGCGAAGCCGCAAUCACCUUCAGGGGAACGUGAAGAGCAGUUGCAGCAAAUCUGGGCGCAAACUUUAAAUCGGCCAGCAAAUCAGAUUGGAGUGAACGAGAGCUUUUUCCGUCUCGGAGGCGAUUCAGUGAGCGCCAUGCAAGUCGCUGCAAGCUGCCAGACUGCCGGUCUGAACGUGAUGGUGGCAGACAUCUUCCGAUUCCCCAGUAUCAGUAAGCUGGCCCAGAAGAUCCAGGAAUCGAGCAGCCCACAAUCUCAAAUCAAACCUCCCGAGGAAGAUGAUACCGAAACUUGGUUCAAUCUGUCGCCAAUACAACAGCUGUUCUUCGAACAUGUCCCAGAUGGGCAUAAUGGGUUCACGCAGGAAUUUCUUCUUCGAGUCGCCAAGCCAGCUUCAGCUUCCAAGAUUCAUGAUGCGGUCUUGGAAUUGACAUCGCGGCAUGCAAUGCUUCGUGCUUGCUAUAGGCAAAAUGACGACGGAGAUUGGGAGCAAAUUGUAGGCAAAGAUGCUGUCAAAAGCUUCCAAUUCCGGGAGCAUCAAGUUUCUUCCAUCGACGAAUAUGCCGCACUACGAAACAUUUUCAGUGACAGCCAAGGCACACUUAAUAUCGAAGAUGGCCCUAUGUUGAUGGUUGAUCUCAUCGAAACAGAGACAAAUGAACAAUUUCUUGGGCUGAUGGCACAUCACCUGGUCAUCGAUUUGGUGUCCUGGCGCGUGCUGUUGCAGGAUCUUGAGGAUAUUCUCACCACUGGUCGGCCUCUGCAGCCAUCAUCUAUGUCAUUCCAACAGUGGUGCCGCUUACAGCAAGAAUACGCAGAACAGUCGCUCGAUCCUGAAUCAGCCCUUUCGACAGACAUUCCUGCUGUUCCUCUUCGGUACUGGGGACCACCAACUAAACUGGCCAAUAACACAUGGGCGGAAACAGUCGAGAAAUCCAUUAGUAUUUCUCGGGAAUCAACACAGCUGAUCCUCGGUGCUGCCAACGACGCUUUUCACACUCGCCCUGUCGAAAUUAUUCAAACUGCGGUGCUCUAUGCUUUCGUUCAGGCUUUUGACAAUAGACCCGCCCCUGCCAUAUUCAGUGAGGGUCAUGGACGGGAGCCUUGGGAUCCAUCGAUCGAUAUAUCCCGCACCGUUGGUUGGUUCACCACUAUUGCACCUGUCUUCAUCAAAGCAAAGAAAGAUCAAGAUUUUACAGAACUUCUUGAGCUCACCAAGGAUGCCCGUCGAGCCAUCCCACGAAAUGGAUGGGCCUAUUUUGCCUCGCGCUAUCUUCACUCAGAAGGCAUGAACUACUUCGCAUCUCAUUCUCCGAUGGAGAUUCUGUUCAACUACACCGGCUUGUUCCAGCAGCUGGAGCGCCCCGGUGCCCUUCUUCAGUUGCAGUCAGUUCCUGAUCAGGGGUUGAUACCGAUGCCUGUUGACUUGCCACGAUUUGCGCUGAUUGAUGUGACUGCGAGUGUGACCAAUGGAUGUCUGAAUAUUGCGUUUGUUUACAACAAAAACCUGAAGAACCAAGACCGACUGGGUAGAUGGACUGAGUCCUGCCAAAGUAUUCUUCAAGAGGUGCCGAAUAUGCUACAGAAAGGACGGCGACUCACCGUGUCGGAUUUCCCAUUGCUGCAACAGAUCAGCAAUGAUCAAUUCCAGGAGCUUCUACUCCAGAUCUCCCGUCAGCUCGAUGUUUCUGCAUCUGACAUUGAAGAUAUAUACCCCUGCUCCCAUAUCCAGCUCGGUAUGUGGCUGAGCCAUGCGAAAAAUCCGCAGAUGUAUUGGUCCCACAUUCGGUGGGUUGUGCAUCGUGCAUCGAGCGACUCUCCACCCGUCAAUGUUUCCAGACUCAAGGACGCAUGGCAGCAAGUUGUUGAGCGCCACCCCAUUUUGCGUACAGUAUUCACAGAGAACAAUGGAGAAAGCAGCCUUCAGGUGGUAUUGAAGUCAUCUCAAGGCGAAAUUGAAGUUUUGUCUCAGUCAGAAGAGAUCUCAACUGAGCACGAAGCUCUACCACCUCCAUCCUAUGACUCCAUGUUGAAUCAACAUCACUUGAGCCAAAGUGGGCACCCACCUCACCAGCUGAGACUCACGAUUCAACCCACUGGCGACGUGUUAUGCGAACUAAGCAUUCACCAUAUGCUCGUUGACGGCAUGACCUGGCAAAUAUUACUGUCUGAUUUUCAUCGUGCGUAUCACAAUCACCCAAAAAGUACACCAGCGGGUGCGUACAGAGAAUAUCUCCGGUAUCUGCAAGAUCAUCAUCGAACAGAUUCCGAGGCGUACUGGAAACAGUACUUGGAUGGCGCGAAUGCAUGCAUCUUCCCGUCUCUGGCGACUGAAAACAUGGGAACUGAACCAUCCACACUCAAACUGUUACCCUUCAACACCAGAAUCGCACGUCAUCUACAAUAUUUCUGCCAACACCAGGGAAUUACCGUUUCGAGUCUCUUGCAAGUAGCGUGGGGCAUUGUCCUCGGAUCAUAUACUGGCUCCGAGUCGGUGUGUUUCGGUUACUUGAAUUCCUGUCGCGAUAUCCCCGUGCCUCAUGUCCGCGAGAUGCCGGGACCAUUGAUCAAUCUCCUCAUAUGUCGUCUGUGUUUGAAUGACGAUGAACCAUUGUUGCAGACUCUACAGGAAAAUCAGGACGCACAUGCUCAAAAUCUCGAGCAUCAGCAUUGCUCUCUGGCAGAAGUCAUACACUCCUUGAAUCUAGCAUGCCAGCCGCUAUUCAACACUGCCAUGUCACUACAGAGAGAAGCUGCACAGACUAUUUCCAAGGACUACCCGUCUGAAAUUGCCCUUGAAGGCCCAUUAGGAAUUGAUUCAACUGAGUAUGACCUCACGGUCAACAUAAUAGUCGGGGAUGAGACCAUCAGUGGCGAUUUGACCUACUGGUCUCACCUUAUGACUGAAGCACAGGCCGAGAUGGUAUCCGAUACCUAUUUCCACGUGUUAUCCCAGAUCAUCGAUCCUACCAAUCAAUCGCUUAGCCAUGUAAAGCUGUUGGGCCCGAAGACUCACGACCGGCUUGCUGAAUUGAACCGUCAAUUGCCACAGCCUAUUGAGAGCUGUAUCCAUACGGACAUUCAGAAGUAUUCUCUGACCCAUCGAGCUGAACCUGCGCUCUGCGAUGCAGAUGGUGUAUUGACAUACGGCGAGCUAGAGGAUGCCUCAUCCUCAUUGGCCCAGUAUCUCGUGAGCAAUGGUGUUGGCCCGGAAGUUUUCGUACCUGUUUGCUGUGAAAAGUCCCGAUGGGUUGUGGUGGCCGUCUUAGCAGCCCUGAAGGCUGGAGGGGCUUUCAUCCUGCUGGAUCCGUCGCACCCCGCAGAGCGGCUGCGUGGAAUGUUGCAGCAGGAUUUCUCGUGCCCCAUUAUUUUGACCACUUCCAAACAUGUGGGGCUGGCAAGCAGUAUUGUUUCAAAUGCCGUUGAAAUAGAUACUCAAAGCAAGUACUAUUCUGGUUCAAUCGAGCUACCACCGGGCCACCCGAGGUCUGCAGCUUAUGUUGUUUUUACCUCCGGAUCGACUGGAAAGCCGAAAGCAAGCGUUAUUGAGCACCAAUCAUUCCGAUCUGCGGCCGAGGCACAUUCGGCCAGGCUGAACCUAUGUGCAAGCUCCCGCGUGCUUCAAUUUGCAUCCUAUGCAUUUGAUGCUAGUGUCGUGGAAAUUCUCACUACACUUAUCGUGGGCGGGUGUAUAUGUAUUCCGAGCGAGCUUGACAGAAUCCAGAGGUUGCCUCAAAUCAUAAACGACCUACAGGUGACGUGGGCUCUUCUCACACCGUCGGUGGCACGGACUCUGAAUCCUUUGCAAGCCCCGACUUUGAAGACCCUCGUUCUUGGUGGGGAGGGCAUGAGCGAGAAUGAUGUCUCCCGAUGGUCAUCUCAUGUCCACUUGAUGAACGCCUACGGUCCUUCUGAGUGCUCGGUUAUUGCCACUGCCCAAACAUCUCCACGGUGCCUCUCCGAAGACCCGGGCAAUAUUGGUUUCCCAGUCGGAUGCCUCGCUUGGAUAGUUAGUCCUCAUACCCCUGAGAAGCUUGUGCCCAUUGGAGCCGUUGGUGAGCUUCUGAUAGAGGGACCUAUCGUUGGUCGGGGAUACAUGAAACGACCGGAGCAAACCGCAGAUGCUUUCCCGCCUGACCCUGAAUGGCUCAUUAAGCUACGUGGUACUCAACGGGGCCGUAUUUAUAGAACUGGCGACCUAGCCCGGCUCUUCCCAGACGGAUCUAUCCACUAUGUGGGACGGAAGGAUCGGCAAGUCAAGCUACAUGGUCAGCGCAUUGAAUUAGGGGAGAUCGAAUACCAGAUCCAACAGUGUUGGCCUGAAAGCAACUCACAAGUUUUUGCGGAUCUAAUCAGUCCUGCUGAAUCUAAAAAUACAUAUGUGGUUGCCACUAUUGCCUCCACUGAGCACAAUGGGAAGGACGGCGAAUUUGAAGAGGCUGCACAGGCUGCCGAGCUUCAACUCCAAGGCCGUGUUCCCAGUUUCCUGAUUCCAUAUGCAUUUUUGCACAUUGCUCAAAUCCCCCGACUGCUCAAUGGAAAGGUCGAUCGGCGUCAAUUGCGUGAGCAUGCGUCGCGCGGACUGCAAGUACGAAUCAAUAAGAAAGAGGGUAGCCCAAUGUCAAAACAGCAGAGACAACUCACCAAAAAUGAGCAAAUAUUGCAGCAACUAUGGGCCCGGGUUCUACACCGUGAAGCUGACAGCAUCGGCCCGGAUGAUAACUUCUUCCGCUUAGGGGGAGAUUCGAUCUUGGUCAUGAAACUGGCAUCUCUGGCUGGAGAUCAGGGACUGAAGAUUCGCGUGCCAGACGUCUUCUUGCAUCCCAGAUUAAAAGACCUGGCACGAAUUCGGUUACCCAAUCAACAGGCACAGACGAUCACACCAGAAGUACCUGGAACGAGUGAAGAAGCAUCUGUCGAGCCUCCAUUCUCCCUUCUCCCUCCAGAGCAGAGAGCUUCGGCUCAAGAGGAAGCAGCAAGGCAAUGUGGGGUCCCAGCAGACGCCAUUGAAACCAUAUAUCCUUGCACUGCACUACAAGCAGGUCUGGCCGCGUUGACUGCGGAACGACCGGGAUCGUACAUCGCCCACCAUCGUUUCAGGUUAGCCUCCAAUAUCGACAUAGACAGGCUCAAGGCAGCGUGGGAAAGAGUCUCUGCGAGAAUUGAUAUUCUCCGCACCAGGCUCAUUCAAACAGAGUUUGGAUGUUUGCAAGCAGUUGUUCGCGACUGCAACCUCGUUUGGAUAGUUCCUGGCAGCAAUGAUCAAAAGUUGUCGUGGGAGAUGGUUUUCGGCCAACCCCUAAUCCAAUUUGAGAUUUAUCCCGCUUCCGACGUUGAACUCCAUAUUACUCUGCACCAUGCAGUCUACGACGCCUGGUCGCUUCCACUUCUUAUUCAGUGGGCAGAGUUGGCGUAUGACAACCUCGAGUCGCCGAAAUUGCACUGUACCCCCUUCCAGACAUUCAUUCAAUAUACCAUGAGUCAAAAAGAGGAAUCUUUGAAAUACUGGCGAGAUCAUCUACGUGAUUGCGAGGCUGACCAAUUCCCUGCCCUUCCAUUCCCGUCAUAUCGGCCACGGUCGUCCAAGAAAGUCCAGCGCGCCAUUAGGACCGGACCGCUGAUGGAUGACCUGAUCAGCCGAACAACUGCAGUCAGACUCUCCUGGGCUUUGGUACAAUCACAGUAUCAGAGCAGUGACGAUGUUGUUUUUGGAAUAGUCUCUUCUGGCCGCUCUGCGCCAGUCCGUGGGAUUGAGAUGGUGGCAGGCCCGACGAUUGCCACAAUACCUCUGUCCUUUUCUAUCAAAAAGGACGUGAUAAUAUCACAGGCGCUCGCAGAUCUACAAGAACAAAUACUGCAAGUUACCCCCUACGAGCAAGUGGGAUUAUCGCAAAUAGCUGCCUUGGGGCCUGGGGCGAUGCAAGCAUGCUCGUUCCAAACACUGCUUAUUGAAGGGCGAGCCGAGGCCGAAGGCGAGCAGUCUGAAAUUGCGCGACCCAUCAAAACUACCUCUGAUGAGGAAGGGACGAACGCAUAUGUUCUUGAAUUGACCAUAAUCUUGGGAAAAGAGGAAGUCACUGUGGAAGCUGCCUUCGAUGAAUCAGUUCUGCCAGAAUGGCAAACCCAGCGAAUCUUGGAACAUUUUGGCUAUAUCUUGCAACGUGUUCACGCCGAGCCUCAACGACUCCUUGGAAGCAUAUCAACAGUCAAUUCACUGGACCUUGAUGAGCUCAAAUCAUGGAAUAGGGAGUUUCCUUCCUUAGACCCACGGACGGUGAUUGCAGGGAUUCAAGAGCAUUCCUCCACCCGGCCAUGCGCACCAGCUGUCUGUGCCUGGGAUGGCAAAUUCUCCUAUGGGGAGCUGGAUGCCAGAUCCAACACUCUCGCUAGCAUUCUGCAGUCUCACGGGGUUGAGCCGGAAAGUUUCGUUCCAAUUUAUCUUGACCGGUCGCGAUGGACUGCUGUUGCAGUGUUAGCGGUUCUUAAGCUCGGUGCCGCGUUCGUUCUGCUUGAUACAGGCCACCCCCACAUGCGACUAUGCACAAUUUGCGAAGAACUCCAGCCUUCCGUCAUAAUUACAUCCAUAGGUCUCCAUGCAGCAGCACAAUCUAUGGUGCCAAAUACCGUGGUGGUGACGGAAGCUGCUCUCAGCGGGGGUCCUCGUAAAUUGACAAGAGCUCAGCUUGGCCCACAUCAGGCGCUCUACGCGGUCUUUACUUCCGGUUCGACAGGAAAGCCAAAAGCAGCCGUGGUUGAAAAUGGCUCCUUUGUCACGAUGGCAACUCCAUAUGCGAAGGAGCUGGGGCUGGGCCCCGAUUCCCGUAUGCUCCACUUUUCAUCGUAUGCUUUUGAUGUUAGCAUCCUCGAGAUUCUCGGAACGCUGUUCAUUGGGGGUUGCGUAUGUAUCUUGUCAGAAUCGGAACGGAGAGACCAUCUGAGACGGGCUAUCACCGAACUGCAGCCAUCUCAUGCCAUAUUGACACCGUCUGUGCUGCGAGCGAUCACACCGCUGGAUGUGAGCUCCGUGCAUACUAUUAUGCUAAUAGGAGAGCCAGUCCGUACUAGUGACAUCGAGCAAUGGGCGGAUAGGGUGCACCUACUGAACACAUAUGGUCCCGCCGAGUGCACUGUCGUAUUUACCCUGCAAAGAUCCCCUAAGGCUGAUGGUAAUGCUGCCAACAUUGGAUUCGCCAUCGCAGGUGCGACGUGGGUAACUGAUCCUAGAGAUCCCCAUCACUUGGCUCCCAUCGGCGCAGUUGGUGAGCUUCUUCUGGAGGGCCCACUUGUCGGCCGGGGAUACCUAAACAAUGCAGAGAAGACAGAUGCCGCAUUCAUUCCAUCUCCAUGCUGGAUGCAGGAAUUGUUUGGAUCGGAGGUGUCCUCGAGGCCCAGUCCCCGUCUCUACCGUACAGGUGAUCUAGUGCGGUACGAGGAAGACGGAUCUCUCUGUUUUGUGGGGCGCAGGGACUGCCAAGUGAAGCUACGAGGCCAGCGAUUUGAGCUAGGAGAGGUGGAAGCUCAAGUCCAGCAGAACUUUCCUGGCAAUGUGGAAGAUAUAGCAGCACAAGUCAUCACGCCUUUAGGAGCAGUGAAGACUCCAUGCUUGGCUGUGUUCCUUGCACUGAAGGACGAGACCGAUCCUCUUCAGCCUCCUGCCUCCUCAUCGAUCCCGACGCUGGACGUUGUAGUGCCGGUCAAUUUCGGGGAAAAGGUUAAGACUCUGAACAGCCGCCUUGAAAAUGUUCUGCCCGAAUACAUGAUUCCCAGCGUCUUUGUGCCCCUAAAGCACCUUCCUCGCAGCAUCGGCGGCAAAAUUGACCGCCGAAAAUUACGAGAGUCGGCCGCAAAGGUGUCACGGCAAGAGUUGAAUGCGUUGUUUGUAUCCGAGUCAUCGGAGACGAGGCGCUUCGUGGCCACUUCAGCAGAGCGCACUUUGCAGCAAAUCUGGGCCCGAGCAUUGGGCAUCGCUGUAGAGAGGAUUGGCGUUGAGGAUAGCUUCUUCCGUCUGGGCGGGGAUUCUAUUUCAGCCCUCCAGGCCACGUCUCAAGCACGCGCUGUGGAUAUUCACCACUCGGUUGGAGAUUUGUUCCAAUGGAGAAACAUCCUACAAAUUGCCAAGCGAUUUUCACAGUCCAGUAAAGCCCAAACCGACUCGGAUGACCCCAACGUGGAUGAGAUAAUUCCUUGCACACCGGCACAGCGAGGAAUCCUUAUCGAGCAGAUGCAAGUCGAACAUCGAUAUGCCGCUCAUUUUAUUUGGCAUGUCACAGGCAGAGACGGCUCGAUUGAUGUGGACCGCCUCGCGAUGGCCUGGAAAGCAGUCAUUUCUAAACAUUCCGCCCUUCGAGCCACAUUCCGGCAACAUCCAAGCGAUGAUAGUCAAUUUGAGCAGGUCUUGCUCCGUGAAAUCGAGGCCCCGAUUGCUAUAGUGCACACGGAGAGCGACAGCAAAAAUAACGAUGUCGAUGACAUGCAGGUGCCCGUGGCCCUCAGUGCUUCGUCCGCGGACAUAACUUGGCGUAGCGACGGCCCAUUUGUACCACACAAACUGACUAUCCAUGUCAACCGCUCGGGGGACGUCUUCUGUCGACUUGACAUCAACCAUGUCAUUCUGGAUGGCAAAUCCUUAGCCGUUCUCGAGGUGGAUCUCUGCCAUGCAUAUGAUGCACAACUGGCCGGAACGCCCCAGCCUGAUCCGUACCGGGAAUACAUCAAAUUUGUUCAAAAUGAACCACACGAGGAAGCCCGCGAAUACUGGAGAUCUUAUUUGAAGAACAUGCAACCGUUGGAUCUUCCUCGACCAAAAGCACCAGCGCCAUCUUCUGAAUCAUCAGUAGGGACCCGGGAACGCUUGGAAGUAUCGCUGAACGCCCGUGGCGGCGAUAUCGAGUCAAUGUGUCGUUCCACAGACUGGACCCCAUCCAACCUUGUCUAUUUUGCCUGGGCAUUGACUCUAUCAGCAUUUUCGCUCUCUGAUGAUGUAAGCUUUGCUAUUUCAACGUCUGGAAGGUUGAUUCCAGUCGCUCAUAUCGAUGGUGCGAUUGGCCAGUUUUCAAACAUGGCAAUCUGCCGAGUGAGAAUGACACCAGACAUCACCCUGAAUGACAUUGCUCUUGGCAUGCAGCAGGAUUACUCUCAAGUCCUGGCUUAUCAGUCAUUCCCCUUAGCAGAGAUUUCACGCGCUGCUAAUGUUCCCGUGGAGGCCGUAGCCUCCUCCGCCGUCAUUGUUCACUAUCCACUGCCAGCGGACAUGGUCGCACCUCUAGAAACAUUUUCUAUUCAACUUACGCAGCGGCAAGUGCUGGACCCUGGAGUUCACGAUAUUGCGUUAUACGCCGUGUUCGAGGACGACGGCCUGAUUCGUGCGUCCCUGACGUAUCAGCCUUCUCGUGUCGCACCAUCCCUAGCCACCCAAUUAGGUGAUUAUUUCAAUUUUGCAGUCUCAGAAAUCCUGCGACGACCAUACGCUUCACUUGGCAAUUUGGACCUCCUAAGCCCACAAGAUCAGAAACGUCUGUCAUGCUGGAAUGGUGUUCUGCCAGUUCCGUCACCUCUUUGCAUACAUGAGUUUAUACAAAGGAAUGCAAGCAAGCGGCCGAGUCAUCAAGCUGUGACAAGCUGGGACGGAAAAUUCACCUACAGCGAGGUAGACCAGCUAGGAUCACAACUGGCCACACGCCUGAAGAAGCGAGGGCUCUGCGAUUCUCAAAUUGUCCCCCUAUGUUUUGAGAAGUCCCGGUGGGCUAUCAUUGCUAUGGUAGCCGUGAUGAAGGCUGGAGGAACUUUUGUUCCACUAGAUCCCUUGCAGCCGAUAGAGAGGUUGCGGGAGAUUUGCCGUCAUGUGCAUCCAACCUUCAUUCUCACAUCCAAGGCUCAAGCCAAUCUAAGCCAACUUCUUGCUGAAGAGGUUGUUGAGGUCGGCGAAGACUUGACUCUUGACGUCUCUGAGGGCGGCUCUUCCUAUUCUCACCUCAGCCAGCCCGCCAAACCAGAGCAAGCAGCAUACAUACUCUUCACCUCUGGAAGUACCGGGAAACCGAAGGGUGUCAUGAUAUCACAUUCUGCAUAUACCGUCUCGGCAGAGAGACAGAUCCAAGCGUUCAAGCUGGAUUCCUCUUCCCGAGUGCUACAGGCCUCCUCAUAUGCAUUCGAUGUCUCUAUGGCAGAGAUUCUCACCACUCUCAUGGCCGGAGCAACGGUCUGUGUGCCGUCCGAUAUUGAAGAGAACACGAUGGUACUGACCGGGGCAAGCCCUAUCUCGGUGUCACAUGCGUUCUUGACGCCAUCGCUCGCUAGUAGUUUGGAUGCCGCCAGAGCCUCCUCUUGGUUACAGACCCUGAUCCUGGCGGGGGAGUCUCCAUCUUCCUCUCACACGGACCAAUGGGGCAAGGCCUGCCAUCUCAUCAACAGCUACGGGCCUACUGAGUGUUCAGUAUAUAGUACAGCAUCGCCACGCUUACUCCCAGGUGAUGACUGUCGCAAUAUCGGACGACCUCUUGGAGUCCAUGCUUGGAUCGUCGAUCAGCAUGACCACGACCGGCUCCUUCCAAUUGGCGCUGUAGGAGAGUUAAUCCUUGCCGGCCCAUCAGUAGGCAUGGGAUAUCUGGAUCAGCCAGACAAAACCUCAGAGGUAUUCUUAUCAAGGCAACCACCAGCGUGGGUAUCAACCAUGUACUCGGAGCAGGAUUCACACCAUAUACGGCUGUACAAGACUGGAGACCUUGUACGAUAUGAAUUAUCCGAUGGUUCCUUGAGAUUUGAAGGCCGAAAAGAUCGACAAAUCAAAGUCAGGGGCCAGCGCGUGGAGCUAGAGGAUGUAGAGUCUCAUGUGCGACGGUCGUUCCCUGGAGCGAAAGAAAUUGUGAUUGAACAGGUCAUGAUCGCAGAGCAAUCAUACUCAAGCUCUCCCAAUGCUUCGCCGACUACCACCAGGCCACGCCUUGUUGUGUUUAUAUGGGAAGAACAAGAGGAGAAUGCAACAGCGGCUCAGGGAAUUCUGAAUCCUCCUACUGAGGAGUUUUCUUCCACCGCUGCAAAGGCUCUCACCCAGCUUCGAGAUUACCUCCCUGGGUACAUGAUUCCAGAUUUCUUCAUCUCCAUGGCUCAACUGCCGCGAACAGUGUCGGGGAAGAUGGACACAACUGAGCUGUGCCAAGCAAUUCAGGCAAUCCCGCCGUCUGAUUUGCGUGCAUACUUUGCGGCACAGAGGAACAAGCAGCGCUUAUCGAGCGACACUGCUGUGAAACUACAUGCCAUACUCAUUGAAAUGCUUGGUAUAGAGCCGGAGAUUGUUGGCCCAGAUGAUAACUUCUUCCAUCUUGGCGGAGACUCUAUUCUAGCCAUGAAAAUUGCUGCGACCUCCCGUGCGCAAGGCAUAGAGAUCAGCUCACGCGACAUCCUCCGGUAUCCUACGAUUGCAAAGUGGGCUAUUAUUGCCGACGCUCAUCAAGAAAAUGUGUCUUCCUACCAACAAUACGCUCCCUUCUCCACGGUCACCGAGCAUGAGCGUGCGGCAAUUCUUUCUGCACCAGCAUUGGGCAAUAACUCGAUUUCCGAUAAUAAUGUGGUCGACAUCCUGCCAACAGUUGGAUUCCAAUCGUACUAUAUUACUCACUCGUCACCAGUCUCCACAGCCCAGGUUUUCCCGAUGGGGGUGGACAUUGAUCGGCUCCGAGUGGCGUGUAAGACGCUCAUGUCGCACUAUAGCAUUCUGCGAACUGUCUUCGUGGGUAGCGGGGAUCGAAUGUUCCAAAUCAUUCUCCGGGAUGUUGAACCAGUCUUCAAUGUUGUCGAUUGUGAUGAUCCAGAAACAUACAUCACCCAUGAAUCACAGCGACAAAUACCGCCAGCCACGCCUCAGGGUGAGCUACCUGUGAGCUUCACCGUGGUCACUCGGCGGAAUGGCUCAGAUUGCGUUUUUAUCCUUCGCAUUUCGCACGCGCAGUAUGAUGGUGCCUCGUUACCUCUGCUAUGGCUGGCUCUCGCAGCGGCUUAUGAAAAUGUCACUCUUCCGAAGGCAGUGCAGUUCAGUGAGGUGGUCUACAAUAGACUCAAGGACACAAAUGAUGAAGCAUUCUCCUUUUGGGGCAAAUAUCUCCAGAAUGCUUCUGCCACCACGCUCGAAUCAUUGCGCUUUAUUGCGUCACCUGUGACCCAAUUGAACAACCAGACAGCUGUCACCAGUGCGCGACGGGAGAUUGGAGAGUCCUGCUUUGUUUCAGAGAUCACAUCGUCCACCCUGGUAAAGGCAGGGCUAAUAUGGAAGCUAUCCAGUUGCGGCCAGAGACGAGAUAUAAUCGUCGGUCAAGUAGUACACGGACGUGGCUGCCCUAUUCCAGAUGUUGACAAGGCCCUCGGACCUUGCAUUAACCUCUUGCCUCUUCGUGUUAAUCUUGAUUCGGAGUGGACUGUUAUGGAUCUGCUGCGCCACACACAGGCCCAGCAACUCGACACCCUUUCGUAUGACUACCUGUCAUUUGAAGAUAUUGUACGGAGGUGUACCGACUGGCCACGCAGCUCAAAGCUAGAGUGUGUUGUGCAUCACCAGGAAGUCGAUGAUGCAGCUGUGUCCUUCGAAAUGGCCGGAAUUCGUGCCUCCUCCAGCUCUAGCUGGGCCAACUCGAAACUCGAGCAAGGACAGAUCGGCAUUGUAUCAAUGAGGCGGGGAACCGGCCUUGAUCUCAUGAUCACAGCAACUGGUGAUACAUUGGAACAGUCAAGGGCGGAGCUGUUUGCAGACGAGCUUGUUGAGAUCAUUCAGUCAUUUUCUAGCUCGCCCGAGAGUCGUCUAUCUGAGUUAUGAUGAAAGAAAAAGUGUUUUGUG
Molecule: messenger RNA, 15906 nt
Organism: Penicillium brasilianum
Lineage: Eukaryota; Fungi; Ascomycota; Eurotiomycetes; Eurotiales; Aspergillaceae
Source: the annotation of a GenBank genome assembly